AUGGUUCGCCACAAGAAAGACUUCAAGGGCAAUAACAAGUUCAGAAACCCCGCGAAAGCACGCGCUCCUCCCCGCCCCCGCCGCGCAUCGGACGCAGAUGAGGAGAACGAUGGCGCCAUCUCAAGACCUGCGAAGCCGGAAUUCAAAGCUGCAUGCUGGGACCUUGGACACUGCGACGCCAAGCGCUGCUCUGGAAAGAGACUCAUGCGCCUGGGCAUGAUGCGCGAGCUUCAUGUCGGACAGAAGUUUGCAGGCGUCGUGGUUAGCCCGAAGGCGAAGAAGAUACUAAGCCGCGAAGACAAAGAUUUGAUGGAACAAUAUGGCGCCGCAGUCGUGGAAGCCAGCUGGAAAAGAAUAGACGAAGUUCCAUUCGGCAGAAUAGGUGGCAAGUGCGAACGCCUACUUCCGUACCUUGUCGCCGCAAACCCAACGAAUUACGGUCGACCGUGGCGAUUAAACUGCGUCGAAGCUCUUGCAGCAUGUUACUAUAUUACCGGACAUCCUGAGUGGGCCGAGUCGAUUCUGUCGACCUUCUCUUAUGGUCAGGCGUUCUUGGACAUCAACGCCGCGCUGCUCAAGCGUUACAUGGCGUGCGAGAAUGAGGAGCAAAUCAAGAAGGCCGAGGAAGUAUGGCUGGAGAAGAUAGAGCGCGAAUAUAACACGAGCCGAGAAGAGAAAGAGGAUGGCGUUGAGGAGGAUGUGUGGGCUGGUGGAAACAUGAACCGCAGGGUCAUCGAUGAAUCAGACGACGAUGAUGAUGAGGACGAGGGUGAUGAGGAAGACGGGGAGGAAGAUGAGAUUGACCCGCGAAACCCCUACAAUAUCCCGGAAUCUUCAGACGAUGAAGAGGAGAUGGCAGAGUUAAGGCGUCGCGUCCUGGCAUCGAAACCCUUCACCAACCCUACACCAAAAGAUGAAGAAAAUGACGACGACGAAAACGAGAAGAAGACACCCGAACGUAUACCCCGAACUGAACCUGCGCCAGAAAAUGCUAAGGCGGACCAGGAGGACGACAGCGAGCCUGCAGAAGGUGAUGCAGAUGAUGAUGAGUUCGACAGCUUCAUGGCGGCACAACCCACAACCGAUCGGACGGGGAUAGGAAGCAAGCAGAGAUCCAAGGCGAUGGACGGCAAGUACAAGGCGACUUUUUCGAGUGGCAGUGUAAAGGCACCAAGCGGGCGAGGCUAUCAGUGA
Alternaria atra is the source of this 1194-nucleotide messenger RNA. RefSeq lists its product as uncharacterized. Gene Ontology annotation, molecular function: rRNA small subunit aminocarboxypropyltransferase activity. The transcript has a single exon. The coding region runs from base 1 to 1194 and encodes 397 amino acids. Lineage: Eukaryota; Fungi; Ascomycota; Dothideomycetes; Pleosporales; Pleosporaceae. Gene Ontology annotation, biological process: maturation of SSU-rRNA. The record is from RefSeq and is a predicted model, not a curated record.